AUGAAAGAGUUUGAAAAGAUUAAGUAUCAAUUAUCUGAAACGAGAGGAUUUGUAAUGCGUGGUGAACAAAUUUAUAUACCUAAAGCUUCAAGAAAAGACAUCUUGAAGAAACUACAUGAAGAUCACAUUGGAACUGUGCGUAUGAAGAUAUUAACAAGAAGUAACUUCUUCUGGAUUAAUAUGAAUGCCCAAAUUGAAGAAAUAACGAAAGAAUGUGACACUUGUAUGAGUAUUGGACUGCCUAUUAGAAAACUUUUUUAUCAUUUCUGGAAACAGGCACGUGAAAGCUUUGACAGAGUUCACAUUGAUUUAUGCGGCCCAAUAGCUGGGGAAAUGUACGUUGUGAUCUAUGAUGCUUAUACCUGCUAUCCAUUUGUCGAAAGAAUUAAAAAUACGGAUUCAGAGAACAUUAUUGAGAUAUUGGACUUAGUUUUAUCGUUUUCUGUUUAA
Strongyloides ratti is the source of this 450-nucleotide messenger RNA. RefSeq lists its product as hypothetical. The transcript has a single exon. Gene Ontology annotation, molecular function: nucleic acid binding. The record is from RefSeq and is a predicted model, not a curated record. The coding region runs from base 1 to 450 and encodes 149 amino acids. Lineage: Eukaryota; Metazoa; Nematoda; Chromadorea; Rhabditida; Strongyloididae.